Molecule: messenger RNA, 2976 nt
Organism: Magnusiomyces paraingens
Lineage: Eukaryota; Fungi; Ascomycota; Dipodascomycetes; Dipodascales; Dipodascaceae
Exons: 1
Coding region: 1-2976 (991 amino acids)
Biological process (GO): COPII-coated vesicle cargo loading; intracellular protein transport; endoplasmic reticulum to Golgi vesicle-mediated transport
Cellular component (GO): COPII vesicle coat; endoplasmic reticulum exit site
Molecular function (GO): SNARE binding; zinc ion binding
Source: RefSeq, a predicted model, not a curated record
AUGGAGGGAUAUCCUUCUAAUCCACAAACUCCAGACCCUGUCUCAGGGCUUACUCAGGGUAUCGAUACUCUUAACGUGUCAGAGCCCCGCUAUGCUGGCAGACAUAAACGACCUGCUCGUGUUUACCACAAUAUCAAUUCUCAACCCGAAGCUCCAGCUUAUGGUGCUGGAAUCAGGCCAGUAGGCUCGCCUUUCCAGGCUGACCCUAAUGCUGCUGCUUCCAUACUUCCCCAACCCCAACAGCCCGGUUUUCAACAACCCCAAUCAUCGCCAGCAGGUUUCAUUCAACCCCAAUAUUCUCAAUUUGGUCAACCCCAACAGCAGCAGCAGCAGCCUGUUGGAUUUCAGUCAUCUUUUCAACAAGCUUCUCAGCCUGCUGGUUUCCCUACAGGUCCUCAGCCGGGUUCUGGGCUGUCUUCUAGAAAUUUAAAUCAGACUGGUGCUCAGGGCCAGGGGCAAGUUUAUUAUACUGGUGCUGAUGGUAUUCCCAAAAUGAACACCGAAAGAGCAUCUGCUAGUCAAAAACUUCCACCUGAUCAUUUGUUCAAGACUUUUGAAAAUGCCUGCCCUCCUGCGGCUGGUACCGAUUACAAUGUUGCUGAUCAGGGUCUUUCAGGUCCUCAGUAUACUCGACUCACAAUGUAUAAUGUUCCCACCACAGAAGCUCUUAGAUCUAGUCUCAAGCUUCCAUUAGGUCUUAUUCUUCGUCCAUUUGCUCCAUUUUCCAACAAAGAGUAUGAAAAGGGAGGUGUUACGGUUGCCGACUUUAGUCAAGACAUUCCUCCCCCCAGAUGUACACGAUGCAGAACUUACAUGAACCCCUCAAUGAUGUUUGACCAGGGUGGUACCAGCUUUAUUUGCAAUAUGUGUCAAUUUUCUAACCCUGUUUCUGCGGAAUACUUUCAACCUGUCGAUCCUUCAGGAAGACGCAUCGAUUGGCAUCAGCGCCCUGAAUUAGCUUUUGGUACUUAUGAUAUUGCUGUUCCCAAGGAAUACUGGAAAGACCAAAAAGUUGAGCCCAGUCCAUUGAACUAUUUCUUUAUGAUUGAUGUCAGCCAGGAAGCAAUUCAAAAGGGCCUGCAUCUUUCAGCAGUCAAGGCAAUUAAAAAUGCGCUUUAUGGCUCUGGGAUUAAUAUAGGUGAAGAGGCACAGGCUGCUAUUCAACGAUUUUCUGAAAAGGAUGAGGCUGGUAAUCCUAUGCCUUCAUCUUCCGUGCCUUUGAAAUUUCCCAAGGGUGCAAGAAUUGGUAUUGCUACAUUUGACCGAACCGUUCAUUUUUACAACAUCAAUGAAAAUCUAGAGCAACCUCAAGCUUAUUUCAUGAGCGAUCUUGCUGAUCCAUUUGUUCCUAUUGAGAAUGGACUUUUUGUUGACCCCGAAAAGUCUCGUGCUGUUAUCGAGUCUCUGUUUGAUUUAAUUAGUGGUAUGUUUAGCAAUAACUCUCUUACUGAACCAGUUUUUGGUGUUGCUCUUGAAGCUGCUUACCAAGCACUUGAAAAGACUGGUGGUAAAGUUUCUGUUAUUCUUGGCUCUUUGCCAUCAUAUGGGCCCGGUGCUAUUGCAGUCAGAAGUGUUGGUGCCGAAUAUCAAGGAGAAAGAGAAAAGGAACUUUUCAUUCCCGACAAUAAAUACCACAAGGAAAUGGGCAAGAAGUUUGCUCUUGCUGGCAUUGGCCUUGAUUUGUUCAUUUUCCCUACGGCUUUGAUUGAGCUGUCUAAUGUUGGUAUUGUCAGUCAAUUGUCUGGUGGACAUGAGUAUUACUAUCCGCGUUACGUCAUUGAGCGCGAUGAAAACCAGUUUGUUUCAGAAUUUACGCGGAGCGUUCAGAAUGAAAUUGGUACGCAAGUCAGCUUAAAAAUUAGAUGUUCAACUGGUUUGCAAGUUUCAGCAUACUUUGGCAACUUUUUCCAUGAGGACUGGGACCAAGACCCUACCAUGGGUACUGUUGACUCUAGGUCGACAUUUGGAGCCAUGUUCAAAUAUGAUGGCAAGCUUGAUCCCAAACUUGAUGUCCACUUUCAAAGUGCUUUACUCUACACAUCAAGCGACGGUCAAAAACGUGUGAGAAUUAAUAACGUGAUUGCCAGUGUGACCUCAGAUUACAAUGCUGCAGUUAACUUUAUCGAUGCUGAUGCAUGCAUGGGCAUCAUGGCUCGUGAAAAUCUUUCGCGUAUGGGCGAGUUUACACUUAAGGAACUGAGAAUGAGACUCAACGACCGCUUGAUUGACAUUUUCUCGGCAUACCGACAAAAGGUUGCUUCAAAUCUGCCUGCAUCGCAGCUUCUCAUGCCUAUGUCGAUGCGGACCAUAAUACCAUAUAUUUUGAGUUUACAAAAGUCACGACCGUUCCGAGACCAGAAGUUGACCCCAGAUUUGCGUGUUCAUGCCGCACGGAUUAUGAACGACAUGUCUGUAGACGAGCUUUCUGUGUUUUUGUACCCACGAAUAAUGGGGUUGCAUAACUUGCAAGAAAAUGAUUCCACUUAUGCUGAAGAUGGCCAGUUUAUUUAUCCUACAAAUGUUUCCAAUACGACUGAAAAUAUCGAUGCAGGUGGAGUUUAUGUUGUUUUCAAUGGUGUGAGCGUUUUGCUUUGGAUCCACAGACAAGUUUCACCUGCGCUGCUCACCGACUUGUUUGGCGAGGAGGUUACAUCGCUUGAAACAUUGAAUCCAAGUCUCAACACUCUGCCAGAGAUUGACACCGAUGUGUCUAUCAAGGCACGGAGGUUGAUCAAAUACUUGGCGAACCGGUCUGGGCUUGAGUUUUUGGGUAUUCAAAUUGCUCGCCAGGGCCACGAUGGUAGUGAUUAUGAGCUUCCAUUUUCUCUUGUUGAAGAUCCUGGCACGGAAACUUAUAGAUACCGUGACUAUGUUGCCUUUAUUCAUGGCCGGGUCAAGUCCAAGUUGGAGAACAACAAUGAGAAGUCUACUAUGAGCUACUUGUCUGGUCAUUUCCCAUUUUCUAGCGGAAUUUAA